Emiliania huxleyi CCMP1516 is the source of this 2640-nucleotide messenger RNA. RefSeq lists its product as hypothetical. The transcript has 10 exons. The coding region runs from base 1 to 2640 and encodes 879 amino acids. NCBI's taxonomy places the organism in Eukaryota, Haptophyta, Isochrysidales, Noelaerhabdaceae. Gene Ontology annotation, cellular component: chromosome. Gene Ontology annotation, molecular function: DNA binding; DNA topoisomerase type I (single strand cut, ATP-independent) activity. Gene Ontology annotation, biological process: DNA topological change. The record is from RefSeq and is a predicted model, not a curated record.
AUGCUGCUUUGGUCGAUGGUCUUCUUCCUGGGCGCCGUACGACGACUCCCGAUUCCGCCGCUGCUGCCGGGCUGGCGGGGCGGCGCCGCCCGCAUGGCAGCCAGCAGGCCGCGGCCGCCGGACAGCUCGCUCGAGCAGCUCACCGUCAAACAACUAAAGGAACGCUGCUCUCAGCACGGGCUGCCCGUCAGCGGGGUGAAGGCUGCGCUAAUCAAGCGACUUCGUGCUAGUGGUGGAGCGCCGGAUGAGAAGGUAGCCGCUGCGGCGGGCAGUGGUGGCGGCGGCGGCGGCAGCAGAGGCAGCGGCAGCAGAGGCGGCGGCAGCAGAGGCGGCGGCAGCAGAGGCGGCGGCGGAGACUUGCCUGGACGGACGCUGAUGGUCGUCGAGUCGCCGGCGAAGAUUGCGACGCUGUCCAAGUUUGUGGGCCCCGAGUACGAGCUCCUCGCCUGCAGUGGCCACGUCCGCGCGCUCCCGUCGAAGCCGGGGUCCGUGGCGCCGGACCGCGGGUUUGAGAUGGUCUUUGAGCAGGCGCCGAGCAAAGGGCGGGUGGUGCAGGCGCUGGUGCAGGCGGCGAGGCGGAGCAGCGCGGUCGUACUGGCCACUGACCCCGACCGCGAGGGCGAGGCCAUCGCGUGGCACGUCGCGCAACUGCUCGCCGAGAAGGGGGCACUGUCGGCCGGCCAGCCCGUCCGCCGCAUCUCCUUUGGCGAGAUCACAAAGUCGGCCGUCCUCGACGCCAUCGGCGCGCCGCGCGAGAUCGACAUGCCGCUCGUGCGCGCCCAGCAGGCGCGGCAGGCGGUCGACUACCUCGUCGGCUUCAACCUCUCGCCCAUCCUGUGGCGGAAGCUGCCCGGUUGCCGCUCGGCCGGCCGCGUGCAGAGCGUGGCGCUGCGGCUGCUCGCCGAGAGGGAGGAGGAGGCGCGCUUCUCGCCGGCGGAAGACUGGCUGCCAGCCGAGCCGCGACGCUUCGUCGACCGCAAGCGGAAGAAUGCGCAGGAGGCGCACGAGGCGAUACGGCCGGUCGACUUUGGGGUCGAGCCGAGCUCGCUCGAGGGUCUGCUGCCUCCGAAGGAGGCGCAGCUGUACGAGCUCAUCUGGCGGCGCGCCGUCGCGUCGCAGAUGGCCCUCGCCGCAGCCCGGGCGUCGCGCCGCGUCUUUGAGGGCUUCGAGGCGGUGCUCCGCCCGGCCGGCGGGGCGGGCGGCGCGGGCGGCGCAGAGGGAGGGGAGGGCGCGGGCGACGACGACGGGGCGAAGGGUGCGGCGGGCGAGGCGGUGGACGAGGUGGACGAGGCGGGCGGCGGCGCGGCGGCGGGCGGCGCGGCGGCGAGGGCGGCUGCGGCGAGGGCGGCUGCCGAGGCCAAGGCUGCGGCGGGGGACGAGCUGUGUCUGGUGCGCGCGCAGCCGUCGCAGCACUUCACCGCGCCGCCGCCGCGGUACUCCGAGGGCGGGCUCGUCAAGAGGCUCGAGCAGCUUGGGAUCGGGCGGCCGUCGACCUACGCCGUCAUCCUCAAGCUGUUGCAGGACCGGGGGCAUGCCCAUCUCUCCCCACGUCUCCCCACGUCUCCCCACCUCUCCCUCGAGCUGCUGCAGGACCGGGGGUAUGCCGAGCUCGUCUCGCGCUCUCUCCGCCCUCUGCCGCUCGGCCAGAUGCUGACGGCUCUCCUCACCUCCCAGCUGGAGCGGUACGUCGGCUACGAGUACACCGCCUCCCUCGAGGCCAAGCUCGACGCCAUCUCGGCGUCUGACCUCGACUCGGCCGCCUUCUUGUCCGAGUGGUGGGCCGAGUUCCACCCCGCCGUCGACGAGGUGAUGCAGGCAGACACGCAGGCGCUCCGCGAGACGGUCGUCGAGUCGCUGGCUUGGCUCCUUUUCCCGGGGGAGGAGGCCCCUGCGGACACCGCGACGGGCGAGGCGGGCAGCGAGGGGGGCGGCGAGGGGGGCGAGGGGGGCGAGGGGGGCGGCAGCUCCGCCGACGGGCGGCGCGCCUGCCCGCGCUGCCCCGACGGCCGGCUGCAGAUCAAGUUCUCGCGCUCAGUCCCAUUUGUCGGCUGCUCGUCCUACCCGGCCUGCUCGUACACGCGCCCGUUCGGCCGCGGCGCCGGCGAGGCUGGCGGGGAGCUGAUAGAGGCCAGCCGCGAGCUCGGGCGCGACGCGGAGACCGGCCUCGAGGUGUCGCUGCGCCGGGGCCCCUUUGGGCCGUACGUGCAGCUCGGCGGCAGCGCGGCGGCCGCCGCCGAGAAGACGGCGUUGCCAGACGUGGCCAAGCUCAAGGCGCGCGGGAUGCCAUCCUCGGGGCGAAAGGCGGAGCUGGUGCCGCGCCUCCUCGAGGCGCCCGACUUGCGCGAGAGGGCGGUGGACCUCGAGACGGCGCUGCGGCUGCUCUCGCUCCCCGCGUACUUGGGCGACCACCCGCGGCGGGGCGGCGCGAUGCGGGUCGGGUACGGCCGCUUCGGAGGGUACGUUCGCCUCGACGGAGACGGGGCCAAGGACGAGCCCGUCUUCGCCUCCCUCCCACGCAACCUCACCGUCUUCAACGUGACCGCCGACGAGGCCUCCGCCCUGCUCGACCGCAAGCUGGCGCGGCCUCCGCGGCCGCGGCGAGGGGGCGCCGGCGUGGCAGCAAAGCCGCGCCGGAGGUGA